AUGAUUAAUAACCUUGGAACGCGACUGUUUAAGUCAGUUACUGACAAAGCUGGCGAUCUAGGCGAAAAAUUCGAGGAAGAAUUCUCUCGGCUCUCGAAUAAUAUUACAGCUGAAGUCGACGCCAUCGUCUCUGAGGCGAUUUCUCUCUCCGGCUUCAUCAAAGUAACGCUAGUGAUUCUAUGUGUUCUACUAGUGCUCGGCAUCAUUCGACUGAGUGCUUUCGGUUUUCGGUGUCUGGUAUUCAAGGCAAAGGAUUGGCUUCGAGCUAACGAAAACAGGCCACCUCCACAGGUCAUCUUACUAAUGCCAAUCGGUAACGGUAAAUAUCGUCCUACAGCUACGAUUUACGCAGAUCCACAGACGAAAUCCAUUAUCGACCGUAUCCAGCGCGACUCUUUUGAGCUCUUCAAUGAAAGCGAUGAACCGACACCGAUAGUACCACGAAUGAAGCCGCCGAAGCUUAAUGAAUUGCGAGCCAUAUCGUGA
Messenger RNA from Angiostrongylus costaricensis, 486 nucleotides. Lineage: Eukaryota; Metazoa; Nematoda; Chromadorea; Rhabditida; Metastrongylidae. The record is from the annotation of a GenBank genome assembly.